This is a messenger RNA of Cynoglossus semilaevis (tongue sole), 2067 nucleotides long. RefSeq names its product CD109 antigen-like. The record is from RefSeq and is a predicted model, not a curated record. The coding region runs from base 11 to 1489 and encodes 492 amino acids. Lineage: Eukaryota; Metazoa; Chordata; Actinopteri; Pleuronectiformes; Cynoglossidae. The transcript has 10 exons. Gene Ontology annotation, cellular component: extracellular region.
UUGAGGUUACAUGCAGGAGCUGAGCUACCAGAGAAGAGACGGUUCCUUCAGUGCCUUUGGAGACAGCGACCCCUCUGGCAGCACCUGGUUGACAGCCUUUGUGAUACGCUGUUUCAUGCAAGCAAAGUUGUUCAUCGUUAUCGACCAAAACGUCGUGCGAGUGUCGGGGAAUUGGUUAUCGUUUCAACAGGCGGCCGACGGGAGCUUCCUGGAGCCCGGCCGGGUCAUUCAUACAGAGUUGCAGGGAGGCCUGGGUGGUUCCACCGCCCUCACGGCCUACGUCCUCAUCGCCCUGCUGGAAGUCAAUGAAACAUCGAACACGUACCACACACAGGCUUCUGCGGCGCUGAUGUUCCUGGAAGAACGUCUGUCUGAAUCGUCAAUCUCCAGCACCUACGUCCUGAGCCUGGUGGCCUACGCCCUGUCUCUGGCCCAGAGCCCUAACGCCCACAUGGCGGUGAACGAGCUUAUUGGGCGGGCCUCGAUCACAGACGGCGUCCCCUUGUGGUCACCACUGUCACCCAGGGAGCCUCGCUCUGCAGACAUCGAGAUGGUCUCCUACCUGCUGCUCUCCCUCUACAGACUGGAGCGGAUCUCAGAGGGCGUGGCCAUCAUGAAGUGGCUGAGUCAGCAGAGGAACUCCUUUGGAGGAUACGGAAGCACUCAGGACACAGUGGUGGCGCUGCAGGCCCUGUCCACGUUUGCGUCACAUGGUGGCGCAAUCACCAACAACCUCAACCUUGAAGUUCUCAGAGAAGAUGGGGAGAGAGUGGCGGUGUUCUUCAUCCACCAGGACAACUACCUGCUGCUGCAGAGUGACCAGCUCGACCCAGAGCCCCCGCAGCAGUACACGGUGACGGCCAGUGGACAGGGACUGGCUGUCUUUCAGCUCAACGUAUUUUACAACAUUAAAAGCGAAGAGCUGAUGCGCAGGAAGCGCGAGGCGCAGGACGACGAGGCGUUUAACCUGCACGUGGAGCUGCACGACCUGGAGAAGGAGGAUUCGCCGCAGCUGUUCAUCUGCACCAGCCUGUCGGAGUCUUCUGGUCUGAACUCCACUGGCAUGGCCAUCCUGGACAUCGGUCUGCUGAGCGGUCUCAGUCUGGCACAAGAUGGAAUCCAGACGAACGAAGUGGUGAAGAAGGUGGAAACGGAGCCGGGGAAAGUCAUCGUCUACCUGGAUUAUGUGACCACAGCUGACCUGUGUCUGACCGUCCCACUGGUGCCUGACCACAGAGUGGCCAAAGUCCAGGGGGCCGUGGUAUCUGUCUAUGACUAUUAUGAACCAGCUCGGAGGACGGUGAGGGUGUACACGUCAGAGUGGCGGACCUCAUCAUCAGUCUGCUCCUUCUGUGGCGAAGACUGCCAGCAGUGCAGCACCGAGUACGACGACGACGACGACCACUACGAUUUCCCGUCUUCGCGUGGCAGCAGGUUAUUGUCUGCUGUGCCGCUCGUCACCCUCCUGGUGGUCAUCCUGGGCCUGUGAACAAUCCACCUGAGAAAAGUCUGACUGGUGAACUGUACAGUGUGUGGCCUUUUAUUAGACACAUUUUUAAAUUUCUGUUGAGUCUUUUGUUCUGUGUCUCACAGGAUAAUAAUAAACUCUGUACUAUAUUACUGUUGUACUCUGUAUUUGUGGAGAACCUCAGUAUCUGUCAGCGUGUCAUUUGUUAAUAAAUGACAAAAGUUCUCAACUCACAUUUCUCUGAUCCGAACCGUGAUUUCCAGCACCGAGACAGGUCACUCACGAGCUAACGGUAGCUCACGAGCUAACGGUAGCUAAGUAGUAUCUUGUCAACGGGCUAAUGAAUCAUACAUCAGUUUGAACACUUAAUUGGUCGCCUGGCAAGUCAUCUUAAAUUUUUAUCCAAUCAAAAUGGACUGUGGUCCCGCCCCCUUCCAACACGAUGAUGAUUUACCAUAAUACGCAUGUGCGCCACACAAAAAUGCAGUGAAGACAAGAACACGGAACAAUCAUUUCAGGAACAUUGUUGUCAAUAACACAGAAAUAACCAGACAACAGGCUACAAGAUUAUUGAUAUUUUAUCUGUAUGUUUUGUCUGU